AUGUCAGCUGAAAAGCGUUUGUUACAGGAGUAUAGGUCUAUCCUAAAGGAACAAAGACAAAAAGGAUCGGCAUCCACUUUAUCCUCAAAUGGAAUUUUGGAUUUGAAACCGGUUUCAGAGGAUAAUUUCUACAAGUGGACUGCGAAGCUGAAAGGCCCAACCGAUACUGGUUACCAGGAUGCCUUUUGGGAGCUUCAGAUUGACAUUCCUUCCAACUAUCCUACCCAACCGCCUAAGUUCACAUUUAUAGUCUCUGAUGAUAUCCCUCGUAAUAGAAGGCAAAGGCAGACCAAUCAAAUUCAGGAUGACGACGAAUUUGAAGGGGCUGAGAAGGAAGUUUUAAGGCAUUGUUAUAGAAUGCCUCAUCCAAAUAUUGCCUUCAACACAGGAGAAAUCUGUCUGGACAUUUUGCAGGCCAAAUGGACGCCAGCUUGGACACUUAGUAGUGCUUUGACAGCCAUUGUUCUCCUGUUGAACGACCCAGAACCACUGUCCCCGCUAGACAUUGAUAUGGCUAACCUAAUGAAAAUCAACGAUUUGAAGGCUUAUAACUCAUUGAUCGAAUACUACGUGGGUCGAUACAGUAUCGAAGAGGAGGUGUAUAUAUUGAAUUAG
Messenger RNA from Komagataella phaffii GS115, 615 nucleotides. Its product is annotated as Peroxisomal ubiquitin conjugating enzyme. The transcript has a single exon. The record is from RefSeq and is a predicted model, not a curated record. Lineage: Eukaryota; Fungi; Ascomycota; Pichiomycetes; Pichiales; Pichiaceae. The coding region runs from base 1 to 615 and encodes 204 amino acids.